Epithele typhae is the source of this 1440-nucleotide messenger RNA. RefSeq lists its product as uncharacterized. Gene Ontology annotation, biological process: protein polyubiquitination; ubiquitin-dependent protein catabolic process; positive regulation of proteasomal ubiquitin-dependent protein catabolic process. The transcript has 6 exons. Lineage: Eukaryota; Fungi; Basidiomycota; Agaricomycetes; Polyporales; Epitheliaceae. Bases 1 to 1440 code for a protein of 479 amino acids. Gene Ontology annotation, cellular component: ubiquitin ligase complex; cytoplasm. Gene Ontology annotation, molecular function: zinc ion binding; ubiquitin protein ligase activity; ubiquitin conjugating enzyme binding. The record is from RefSeq and is a predicted model, not a curated record.
AUGCCCGUUACGACACGAACAGCAAGCACCACGAUUGCACCAUUGGACGGUAUCGAUCUCGAACAAUGCGCGGCGAUGCAGCAGGAGGAGCGGGAGGUGCUAGAAUCGAUUUAUCCCGCCUGUAUAUCUUCGGGCGCAUCUGGUCAAAAUAUCAGGCUCGAGGUUCCUGUGGAGUUCUCUGAACCCACACUUGUUACGGUGCAGGACGAAGCGUUAAAGCACGACAUGUCGUCCACGCCUCAAGACGUUACGCAGAAUGCUCGCCUCCUCUUCCUUUCUACCCUUCCUCCAAUUUCACUUGACUUAUGUCUACCCCGCACCUAUCCAUUCAUGCCUCCACAAAUACGAGCUGUUCAUGCCACGCACUCAUGGAUGGCCACCGAAGGCACGUCAUUCCUCGAGCUCCUUGCCGCAAAGUGGUCAGAAGGUGAAGGCGUCCUUUAUACCUGGGUGGAAUGGAUCAGGAGCGGCGAAUUUUUGGAGGAGUUGUCAUUGACGUCGCUGGACAGUGGCAGGCGUGUCAUUCGCAUCUUUCACCCAACUCCCACCCUUCUCCUACCCGCUCUGGAGAAAUACAGCACGUCAACCGACGCCGCGCGUUUCUCUCAGAACUCCUACGAGUGUGAAGUGUGUCUGACUUCUAUCAAGGGCGCACACUGCAUCAUGCUCUCCUGCUCUCACGUUUUCUGUCGCUCCUGUCUCGAGGAUUUCUGGAAACUCUGCAUUAAAGAGGGCGAGGUUGGCCGUGUCGGUUGUCCAGACCCUGGCUGUGUCAAGGAGCAUAAGGAGGCCACCGAGGAGGAAGUUCGGCGUAUCGUCACCGAGGAGGAGAUCCUGCGAUGGAAAUGGCUCCACAUGAAGCGGGAUCUAGAGAAAGAUCCCACCCUCGUUCAUUGCCCGAUGGCCAUGUGCCAGACUCCUGUGCCGCGUCAGGCCAAUGUCGAGGAGGACUCGCCCUGGGCCCGCCUGCGGACUUGUUCGAACUGUGGAUACUCAUUCUGUGCUUACUGCAAGCGGACAUGGCAUGGUCCGGUCGCAAACUGUCCGAUCUCGGCCACUAAAGCCAUCCUGCUUGAAUACAUGGCGCUGGAAGAUGGAUCAAAAGAGAAGAGGGCCAUGGAGCUGCGCUACGGCAAGAUCCCGUUGCAAAGGCUCGUCACCGACUUCGAGCAAGAACGGGCGUUCUACGAGUGGGUCGAAAAGUCGAUGGGAAGACCAUGCCCAGGCUGCGAAAUGCGCUAUGAGAAACACUCAGGGUGCAAUCAUAUGACAUGUGCAAAGUGCGGGCAGCACUUCUGCUAUCGGUGCGGGGUCAAGCUCGACCGGAACUCGCCAUACCGCCAUUUCUCGACACCCGGGCUGCGCUGUUUCUCCAAGUUGUUCGACCUGGAGGACAUCAACAACGACUGGCAGCCGGUGGAGGGCUUCGCAGUAUUGUAG